This is a messenger RNA of Epinephelus moara (kelp grouper), 6314 nucleotides long. Its product is annotated as ectonucleoside triphosphate diphosphohydrolase 7-like. Bases 276 to 2093 code for a protein of 605 amino acids. The record is from RefSeq and is a predicted model, not a curated record. The transcript is spliced from 14 exons. Gene Ontology annotation, cellular component: membrane. Gene Ontology annotation, biological process: nucleoside diphosphate catabolic process. Lineage: Eukaryota; Metazoa; Chordata; Actinopteri; Perciformes; Serranidae. Gene Ontology annotation, molecular function: nucleoside diphosphate phosphatase activity.
GGCCGACCGGAAGUGUGUAGGAUUUCCUAUCGCUUCCUCUCCUUCGCCUCCUCGUCUCCUCUUAAAAUUCGUCUCUGUGAAGCACAGCGAGAGAAAAACGUAUUUCAUCACCGUUUCUGUCGAAGGAACAACCCGUUACAGAGACGGACUGUACCGUCAUGGCGGCGGACAGGCAUAUUUAGGCAAAAGAGAAGUCUCAGGACAGGAUGCUCAUCAGACUGCAGGCACCAUGAGGUGACGACUGUGACAUCUUGUAUUAUUGCCUACCAGGACAUAUGGCAAGGAUCACGUUUUCCUGCCUGCCGGCCUCCUGGUACUGCAGCGUGUCCCUGUUGUCUCUGGGCUGCGCUCCCAGGCAGAGGGUGCUGCUGCUGCUGCUGCUCUUCAUCACCUCUGCCCUACUCCUCUUGGGAACCUACCAGAGGCAGCUGUGGGGCCCACAGCGACGGCCCGGCUCCCAAGUCAACAAGUACCUCUCCAUCGCAGAGUCCAUGGAGUCUACUGACGUCCUCAACCCCGCUCUGAAUUAUGGGAUCGUGGUUGACUGUGGCAGCAGUGGCUCUCGGGUCUUUGUGUACUACUGGCCCCCCCACAACGGGAACCCUCACACCCUGCUGGACAUCAAACAGAUGAGGGAUCGCGACCGCAAACCAGUCGUCAAGAAGAUCAAACCUGGUAUCUCCACCCUGGCAAACACACCAGCGCAGGCCAGUGACUACCUCCAUCCGCUCCUCAGCUUCGCUGCUGCUCACGUCCCAGGGAACAAACACAAAGAGACGCCACUCUACAUCCUCUGCACUGCUGGCAUGAGGCUGCUGCCGGAGAGCCAACAGGCGGCCAUCUUGGAGGACCUUGUCACUGACGUUCCUCUGGAGUUUGACUUCCUGUUCUCCCGUUCCCAUGUUGAGGUCAUCUCUGGGAAACAAGAAGGAGUGUAUGCAUGGAUUGGCAUUAAUUUUGUGUUGGGUCGCUUUGAUCAUGCUGAUGAGGAGGACGCCACAGUUGAGGUGACGACAGGGUCUCAGAACCAGCAGCCAAUCAGCAGGCGGCGCACAGUGGGUAUCAUGGAUAUGGGUGGAGCUUCACUGCAGAUCGCCUAUGAGGUGCCCGGCACCAUCACCUUCAGUUCACCACAGGAAGAGGAGGCAGGGAAGAGUGUUCUGGCUGAGUUUAAUCUGGGCUGUGAUGUUGAGCACACACAACAUGUUUACAGAGUCUACGUCACCACGUUCCUCGGCUUCGGAGGAAACAUGGCCAGACAGCGCUACGAGGACCAGCUGGUCAACAACACCCUGGCCAAGAACAGGUUUCUCACCACACAGACAGGCCUGAGUGAGGACAAACCGUACCUGGACCCCUGUCUGCCAGUCAGUCUGUCGGACACAGUUGUGAGGGACAACCACACGCUGUACCUGAGGGGUCAGGGCGACUGGACUCGGUGUCAAGAGGCCGUACGACCCUUCCUGGGCCUCCACAACGGUACCAUGUCACCAGGGGGCGUCUACCAGGCUCCCAUCAACUUCAGCAACAGCGAGUUCUACGGCUUCUCUGAGUUUUUUUACUGUAUGGAGGACGUGCUGAGGCUGAGAGGACAGUAUGACAGUGAGAAGUACUCCAAAGCUGCUACGGAGUACUGCUCCACCAAGUGGUCGACACUGAAACAGCGUCUGGACAACAAGCUUUUCUCUCAGCAGGCCGACGUCAGCAGACUCAAGUAUCAGUGCUUCAAGUCAGCCUGGAUGUACGAAGUGUUGCACUCAGGCUUCCGCUUCCCCACCGACUAUCCAAGUCUGAAAACUGCCCAGCUGGUUUAUGACAAGGAGGUCCAGUGGACUCUGGGAGCCAUCCUGUUUAAGACCCGUUUCCUGCCUCUCAGGGACCUGCAGCAGGAAACACUGCGGCAGAACCACCCCAGCUGGCUACGCUCCUCCUUCGUCUACAACCACCACCUGUUCUCGCUCUGCAUCCUGGUGGUGGUGCUGGCAAUCCUGCUGUACAUCCUGCGCCUGCGGAGGAUCCACCAGCGGGAGCAGCGGCAGGCCGAGGCGCUGAACCUCCUCUGGGCCGAGGAGGGAGAGGCCCUCCUCCCCUGAGAGAUGUGUCUGUGAUGGAAGGUUCCAGACUGAUAACCUGCAGGGCCUGGUGUCCUCAAUGACCACAGUACUGAAGAAUGUGAGUGUGGAGAACAGAUGAGAAAACUUCCCAUAAGCUAAGGGUGUGACUCAGCCACCGAGAAAUAUGGGUAGAUUUCAUUGCGUGGAAAAACAUCACCGUACAGAGACAGUUUAAUGAGCCUGGAAAUCAAACUCCUCUGUAUAUUCUUUGAUCGUGCAGCUUUAAACACAGAGCCUAUCUCAGACUGGAAAGAUGUUCUCUGUGAUCACUUUCUUCUUUGGAAGAAAACAAUCAGCUUGGCCUAACAGGACAGACCAACUAUCAUUAGUUUGCUACCCACUUCUCUCAUCAUCCAAAGCCAUGUUGUUGUGCAGGUGCUCAUCUCAGUUUAAUGGCUGUCUGGACAGUUAGCCUGGAUUCAGCGCGCUGAUAAAUGUCGUAACUGCUGAGCAAGAAGCCAGAGGUGGUAAUGAUCCCCACCAGAGGAAAUUUAGCAAAGGAAGAUGGAUUUAACUUUGGAGACUGUUCAACAACCAUUUAGGAGAAGCUGUCUGAAGGCACAUAAGAUGGAAAUGUAACUCAUCCACCAUUAGGAUUCAUAUGUUUCUUUGCUACCAGUGUGGCUCUGCUGAAGGCUAUGCUGUGAGACUAUAUUUCAACAAAUCAAACGACCAAGUAAUUUAGCAGUGACAUUCAUUUUCACAAGAGAAUUAAUCCUAAGGACUUUUGUGACGCGUAAUCAAGUAAAGUCCAGUACUUCAGUUCAUGACAGGAUACCUCCAGAACAAAUCCAGUUUGCCUCAGCUGUACUUUGAGUUUAAGGCCAACAUAGCAGACAGUGUUUAUGUCAAAUGGGAUGGAUGAUAGAGAUUGGGAUGAUUCCCACGUUCUAGACUUCGAGCGUUCACGUCAUUGGAUACAAGGCAUUUGUAUGAAUGUUGAGUUAGUCAUUUGACAGUUCAAAGUACAGUGCAUUGACAGUAUAACACUGAUUUAUUGAACAGUAUUACUUUACCUUUGGGUUUAAUUAACUUGAAUGACUCAGUUGAAGCCUGAUAUAUCGCAGCUGUCAGAAAAAUCAGUUUCCCAGUUGUAGUUUGGAUGGAUUGGACAUUGAAAACUGAUGUUAAUUACACUAACGACAUGACGUGAAUGUGGCAUAACAUACUAACUGUAAGACCGUUACCCUGCCAGCCUCACUGCAUGUUAAAAUGCUAACCCGCCGGUAUUAAAAGAAAUGUUUGCAUCGUUAGUCCUAUAACAGGACUGUGAUGGAACUUUUAGCAUGUUAGCAUGCUAAUAAUAGCUAAUUGAAUAUUAACAUGAUAAUGAAGCUUAAAGGGACAGUUCACCCCAACAUCAGAAACAGAUAUUUUCUCAACCGUGGUGCUAUUUAUCAAUUUAGAUUGCUUUGGGUUGUUGAGUGUUGAAGAUGUCUGCCUUCUCUCCAGUAUCAUGAAACUAGAUGGCGCUCAUCUUGUGGUGCUCAAAGUGCCAACAAAUACUUUUGAAAACUCAGCAGCAAUGUCUCUUUCCAGAAAUCAUGACCUGGUUACUGAAGAUAAUCCACAGAACUUGUUGUAAAUGAACUGCACUUACAUAGUGCCUUUCUAGUCAUUUGAUCACUCAAAGCGCUUUUUACACUACGAGCCACAGUCAUACACUGGUGACCAAGGCUACCGUACAAGGUGCCACCUGCUACUCAGUUUUUAACAUACUCACACACCGAUGGAACAGCCAUGGGGAGCAAUUUGGGACUCAGUAUCUCGCUCAAGGAUACUUCAACAUGCAGAUUGGUGGAAUUGGAGAUCAAACCACUGAUCUUCCAAUCUUCCGAUCUUCCGACCUCCUCUACCUUGUGAACAGUUUCAUGCAGGAACUAUUUUCUUUCCACUGAACUACCCCUGCCAAAAAAAAGCAUGCAUCUACUCAUGGACAAGAGGCUUAUGCUCGUGAUAGCACGAGAUGUCACGAGAAAUUAUCGUUGUCCUCUUCGGCUGAGCUGUAACAUUAGCUAGCUCAGUGGUGCUAGGUGAGCUAACAGUAGAUGCACUCUUCCUUCUGCACAGCUGUAGUGUAGUGGCGAGUCUAGUUCGUCAGAAAGAAAUUCCUACAUGAAACUGCUCACAACAAGGUCUGUGGAUUGUCAUGAGCAACCGGGUCAUGAUUUCUGGAAAGAGACAUGGUGCUUUACACACUACAAGCUGAGUGCCAUCUAGUUCUGUUACACCAGAGAGAGGGCAGACAUCUCUAUGGUCGAUAUCUCCAACACUCUGAAACUCACACCAAAACAAUCUAGGCUGAUAAAUAGCUCCACAGGUUAGAGGAAACGUGUAUUUUUGAUUUGGCUGUGAACUGUCCCAUUAGGGUACAGCUGAGUUCAACAAAGUCCCACUGAGACUAAAGAAAUCUGAGCCUCACAAAAUGGCCGCCGCACAGGUGUUCAGGUAACAACGGUUUCAUUCAGGUCUCCCUCUAAUUUUCUUCCAUUUAACAUCUUUGAUUGAGGAUAGUUACCUGCCAAUGUUUGUAUAAUUCCCUAAACAUUAUGUUGCAUCUCCUGUGCUCCAUUUUUGUCCAGAUGUGUCUUUAUGUAAGUGUGUCCCUCCCUUCAACAUGUACAUGUGAUGUUUGAGUAUCUUCAUCUGGUGACAGGUAACAGAUUUAAACAUGAAAGUCCCACCCCCAAACAGAAAGUAGAUGUGAAGAAGCUUCACUCAGCUGGAAACUGAUUUUUAUUUCACUUUCAAUCUUAGUGAUCAAAAUCAUUUUACCACCGUCUAGCAGCUGAAAUAUUCACACCCCAAAAGUGAUUUAGCGUGAUUACACUCCGGUGCGAGGUGAUAUCAUGAGUGCAGCAGUGCUUUUCGAAAGCAGCCCUGCAGCCCGAUGAUGUCAGCCGCAGAGCUCCGGGGCCUCAGAUUGUGCUUUGAUACUUGAAUGCCACUGUUGUCCUGCCAAGACCUCCGUCCAGCUCAGAUGUUUAUCAGAGGAAAGACAGAGCCAAGAGAAAUUUUAGCUGAAAUAAGCUGAGAGAUCUGCGCAGUGUUUAGAUGAAGGCGCUGAAAGCAGACAAAGGCCCUGGAGGCCUGAAUUAAACAGAUGCCGUCUGAUUUCUGAAUGCAAUGUCUCCACGAAAGGAAGAAACGUGUCUAAUGUCACAAGACAAAAUGGAUGCUGGGACAUGCAAAUAAAGUACAGCAACGAUCUCAAUAUGUGAUAAAUAACUAAUAUGGUUUUCAAAAUGAAAAACUUUAAAGCCAUUCUUGAGGAAAAAAAGCCUUACCCUCAAAAAAAGAGGGUCUAUUUUAAUCAGUUUUUACACGUACUGUAUUUCAGAGCUGUAAAUGAAGCCACUGUUUUGGCCGUUUUGUUUUUUCUAGUGAGUCUUGGCAUCGUGUCAUGUGCUGACAGAUUGGUACAGCUGUGCAGCAGAGUAUGACGAUGCAAAUAUGUGUCUGAGGGGCACCUGGUGAAACUUCCUGAGAAGUUAAAUAAUGUGUCGAUCCCACAGUGGGAGAUUUUUUUUUAACGUCCAAAAUUCUGAUUUGUAAUUAAUUCUCGCUGAUUUCAGUGAGAGGUGUGGAGCAUGAUUCAUCGCACAAAAUGAUGAUGACUCUAUUGUUUCAAAAGAGAGAGCUGUUGUGCUGGUGUGAAUGUUUGGCUGUUGAAAGAGAGGAGAGAUUUCUGCAUCUCAUAAAUGUGUUUCCACUUGUGCUAAAUAUGAUCUAUACACACACACUCGGUCUUUUCUAUUCAUCCUGACACAGAUGAGUUCUGACACGUCCUUGUCAAGCUGUCAGUGUGUGUUUGUAACCUUUGUCUCGUCAUCUGUGCCGCAAACAAUACUUUCACUUGUGAAUCCUGGAGUUAACAGCAGCCAACGGUCUGAAAUGUAAACGCUGACAGAGUUAUUUCUGUUGAAUUUCUGAUGCCGUCACAUACUUCACACUGUAAGCUUACUGUGGACCUCUUUCUGAUUCAUCCUGAUGUGGUUUCCAGGAUUUUCUGCUGCUCCUCUGAUGUUUUUGACUCCUGACUGGGGACCAGUGGUUGAGUGUGUCUUUCCAGAGCUGGGCUUUGUGCAAUGUUGAACAGUAAUUCACUGACUUGACUUUGAUGUUUUUAAUUAGGGUACCUUUUUAACAUCAAUGUGAAUAGAAAUAAUUCCAAUCCAAUAAAGAUCCCUUUUGUAAUGA